AGGUCGCUGACGUCGCUGACUUCACGCAAGGGUGAUGCAGGGCCACAAAGUAUCGUGUGAGUGAGUGUUCCUGAAUUAAAGCAAAGUGUUUCAGUUGAUUGAAGUCAAAUGCUAAGUCUCACUACUUCAGGUAUUAAUGCCAUUUCUGGGGCAAGCUGGUUAGGUGGGCUGAAUUAUAGCAUGCCACCUUGCGAUGGGUGUAUAUUACUCUGGUAUUUUGCUUCAUCUGACCUUCUUUGCGGUUUUGACCUUUGGUCACGUAAAUAUAACGGAUUUCAUACCGCAUAAUUACGUCAAAGAUGUACCACCACCUCCAGACGGAGAGGAUGGUAAACAUCACGUUCGCCUCUCCAUCCGAUUCAUCAAUCUACUAGAUGUGAACGAACUGACGAGCUUCAUUCAACUGUCGUGUUUCUUCCGUGUCUACUGGGUCGACUCUCGUCUGCGCUCGCAAUUAGCGUCGAAGCGAGCUCCUAUAACGAUUUCGGAGCUAGUCGCCAGGCGUCUUUGGCGACCGGACAUUAUUAUUGAAAACACUUUGAUGACUGUGAAAAAUGGCAUCAUCAAGCCCACCGUAUACAAUGGCAGAUUCUGGGGGCAGACCAUGCUGGUAUCCAACUACCUGUCCCUUCGAAUCGGAUGCUCUUUCCAGUAUGAAGGAUAUCCUUUUGACGUGCAAAUAUGCAGCGUUGUUUUCACAAACAUGGGAAUGACUAUAAGCGACAUUCACUUGGACUGGGCUCAUCCACCCUACUCCAUGGAAAGGAAUACUUUUCUCACGUUUCAAGACCGCUUCAAGAUUCGUUUAUGUGAGGACAAAACAGAACAUGUCCGUCGAAGCAAGCUUGGUGAACAUCCACAGAAAACACUCCUUGUCGUCAUGGAGCGCAACUACAUGACAUACGUGGUACAGCUGUUCCUGCCAACCAUCCUUUUCGUCUUGGUUGCCUGGUUCAGUAUCCUGGUGCCGCCGACAAUGCUGCGCACUAGGCUGCUGCUCAACACCACCAAUCUGUUGACGUUGUUCUCCCUGUUUGUGGCCAUAUCACACGCCGAGGACACCUACAUCCCCAAGGUCAGCUACCUGACGGCCCUCAGCCUGUGGAUGUACGUCUGCGUCAUGUUCCUUCUAAGUUCUAUGCUGGUUGUCAUCUUUGACAUGCGUCUGAUCGCGAUACUGACGCAACCGCGACAUAGACGCCGUGCUCGGAAGAUAGUGAUGGGCGUCUAUAACCGGCGAGUCGCGCCACUCGGCUCCAACCAGACUGUCGAGUCUGCCCAGAAGGAGAGCACUGACCGUAUCGCCGCCGCCGCCGCCGCCGUGGACAGCUCAGCCACCGCCAGACUGCGCCGGCAGGCCUCCGGGUUUCUGGCCGACGCCGGCGACGCCGACGGGGAGCUGAUCAUGAAGACGGUCAGCAAGCCGCUGACCGCGACGGCGUCCGACGCUUCCAGCGACGAAGACGAGAUCGCGCACCGGCGUCACGUCUGGCUCACGCUAACCGCCUUCUACGAGCAAAUAUACCUCAUGGCAUUCCCGGUGCUGUUUUGCCUAUUCCUGGUUAUCUUCUUCUGGGUGUACGUUCGGCGGCGGCGCCUGCACCUGGAGCAGCUGCUGGGGACGCUUCGCGCCUCGAACGCGUCGGCCGGCUGCUGGUGCACCGAUCAGGAUGACUGGGUCGGCUGUAUGGCCCCCCACCAGUACCGAGAGUACGAGUAAUGGGGAGUGAUGUCUAGGUCGCGGAGUGCCAACAAAUAAGCCGUCAAAUAAGCCGUUUCAUGAAUGUUUUGCGUAAUUUGCCGUGUAUGUGUGUGGGACGCGACCAUUUUGUGAAGUGUUUUGAAAAUAUAUGUGAACUGUGUGUCUGUACGCAAAUGUCACACCGAUCAUUA
Messenger RNA from Amphibalanus amphitrite, 1893 nucleotides. RefSeq names its product glutamate-gated chloride channel-like. The record is from RefSeq and is a predicted model, not a curated record. The coding region runs from base 194 to 1720 and encodes 508 amino acids. NCBI's taxonomy places the organism in Eukaryota, Metazoa, Arthropoda, Thecostraca, Balanomorpha, Balanidae. Gene Ontology annotation, molecular function: neurotransmitter receptor activity; extracellular ligand-gated monoatomic ion channel activity; transmembrane signaling receptor activity. Gene Ontology annotation, cellular component: neuron projection; membrane; synapse. Gene Ontology annotation, biological process: nervous system process; regulation of membrane potential; chloride transmembrane transport. The transcript has a single exon.